GAUCCGGGAGAGGCAGGCACUCCGGGUCCGGGAUCGCGGAACGGGGAGCGGGAGGCAGGUGGGAGACGCAGGCCUCCCCAUCCCCAUUCCCAUCCCCAGCCAGCCAGUGCAGGCUGCAAGCUGCGCCGCGGGGGUGUUGCGAACCGUCCGGAGCCAUCCUUGGGACACGGUGAUCAAGGCUGCCAUGCGGAAGUACCCAAACCCGAUGAACCCGUGCGUGGUGGGCGUGGACGUGCUGGAUCGCAGUGUGGACGGCUGUGGGCGCCUGCACAGUCUGCGCCUGCUCAGUACUGAGUGGGGGCUGCCCGGCCUCGUGCGAGCGAUUUUGGGAGCCAACAGGACCUUGACAUACAUUAAAGAGCGCUCCGUCGUGGAUCCUGCUGCACGGACAAUGGAACUGUGUUCUACCAAUAUCACGCUCACAAAUCUGGUGUCUGUGAAUGAGAGGUUGGUGUACACACCUCAUCCAGAGAACCCUGAAAAGACUGUGCUCACCCAGGAAGCCAUCAUCACUGUGAAGGGGAUUAGCCUCGGGAGCUACCUGGAAAGUCUUAUGGCCAGCACGAUAUCCUCCAAUGCAAAGAAGGGCUGGGCUGCCAUCGAGUGGAUAAUUGAACAUUCCGAGAGCGCCAUAAGCUAACAGGUCUGCACCCAUGCCUGGUGACACACGGGGGCAACCACCGUAACUUCCUAACCUGGUACAGUCUGGCUUUUCAUUACGCGUGUGCAUGCAGUACAUGAGAGAACGCUUGUCUGUCCGCGUCCUGCUGUCUGUCCCCACGGACAGGUUCGGCCUCUUUCGUUUCCUGGGUUUGUGCCAAGACUUCUUUCCGGGGUAUCCCUGAGCAGUUGCCAGCUGGAGUCUGAGGAAGGCAGUGUUGCAUUUGCUGCCCUGAGGUCUCAGUACCUGGCUUCCUGAACAUUCCUCAGGAUUGUCACCGCUGAUGAAGAGCCUCCAUGAAUUGGUCCACAGUGUUAUGGGCAGAUUUAAUCUUGAGGGUUUUUUUUUUUUUGUCUUGGGAAAAAUUUAUACUUUCUGAAAAUGUUAUCAUAUUUAUUAUCUGGGGCAUAAUGGGACCUGGGACCUCACACUUGUUGACUUGAGUUAGCGCUCUAUCUCUUAUCUCUGAGCUCCACUCCCCGUCUGGGUCUGUACAUGUUCCUAUGAAGAAUACUUUGUAUAAUUUGUACCUAUUUAGUUGCUUGGUACAAGCCAUUGUUCCGCUACAGGGCUGUGUCCCCGUGGUGGCAAAAGCAUUUCUCUUAUCUUAAUGAGUGGCGCGUGUGUUCCUUGUUUCCUCAGCCCCCAGGAAGGUGACAUUUGAUUGGUUGGCAUUCAUCUUGGCGUCACAGAAAGAGUCCCACUUCCCUUUAGGACAGGACCUCCUUACUUCCUGUCUGCUGCUGACAGCUUCAGACCGCUUCCCGCCCCACCCCCAGCGCAUGCGCAUGUUUGCUCCCACAUUUCCCUCAGCCAACAAUCUGUGGGGUCUGAGGUGUCUUUAAGACAGUUUCACUUUUUCCUAAGUCAGCAAACUUUGACAGAGUACUUUACCUUGAGUCCCAGGCCGAGACCUGCCACAUGACUUAGCCUCAACCCAAGCUGAGCUUGUUGUGGGGGCUGUGUGUGGGUCUGUGUGUGGAGGGAGGGAGGCCUGAGGUGAGUCCUCAGGUUCUGUUUCUUUGUGAACUAGAGCUAAGCUGUCCCCACCUUCAGUCAGAUAUAACACCAAAAAGAGUCAAGGAGAAAAGAAAGAAGGAAGAAUGGCUGGACAAGGAAGAGGAAAGGCAAGUGUGGACGGAAGUGGUUUCGGUCAAGACUGCAAGAGCUGGGACUGCUGGAAUCUUCCCUGUCCGUGGUAUCCCAGUCCAGCAUCGGCCCCGGCACCAGUAGUGCGUGGCUGUGGUUCCUGGGAGUGGUCUGGAGCCCUGCUCUGGCAGCUUCUGCUGUAGGUACCGCGCCGCCACAGCACUGGGCUGGGACAGGACUGGGCUGCACUGCCCCUGCGCUGGUCUUAAGCUUUUGCCUGCUUCCCCUGGCAGGAGCGCCACCUCUGCCUGCUGACUCCAGACACUUCACCAAAGGAGAGCUCCCCUCUCCUCAUGCCCUGCCAGCUAAACCAGGGUAGGUUCCCCCGAACCUUUCCCAGAUAUCUGGCUGCUGUCUGCCCUCUGUUCCUGGUGGCCGCAUGACCUUAUAGUAUUCCACUCGCCUUUGUGAUAAAAAGUUGCUUUCUGACCCUCAGGGUCCCCAUCAUGUACCAAAUCCAAAAUAAUGGUGUGGAGCGCUCUACAGAGGCCACUAUGGGUUCCAGCGGUGACUGGGAUUUUCAAGAUCAGACUGGCUGUGUAACUGAAGAUGACCUUGAACUCCUGAUCUUGCUGCUUCCGUCUCUCCAAGUGCUGGGAUUACAGACUUGGGCUGCUAUACUUGGCUCUUUUUGGUUGUUGUUUGAGACAGAUCUUGGAACCCGGGUUUUCCUGAAACUCCUGCCUCGGCAUCUCAAGUGCUGGAAUCCCAGGAGUGCACCACCAUGCCCCGACUGGGGUCCUUGUCAGGGCCCUGCCAUCUUUUCAGCUUCUACAGGCUAACAGGAGAGGUUGGGGACCUGCUGCUGUGUAAGGAAGAGCCUACUUCCCUCCUCUACCUCCGGUGGUCCUGGGGUCCUGCUGGCUCUGAGUGGUGGCUGUGUGCUCCUGGCCUAGGUUGAAACCCCUUCCCCAAGCUCACUUUUCCUUCCUGGCUUAGAGUUUCUUUGUAGCCGUUUUCUUUUUCUCUGUGUAGCCCUUGCUGUAGACCAGGCUGGUCUCAGAACUCACAGAGAUCCGCCAGGCCUCUCCUUGUAACUCAAUCUGGCUUUCAAUUCACCGUGGAUGUGAGGCUGACUUUGAGCUCCUUCCACCUUUCAAGGACCAGAAUUACAGGUGAGCAUCAUCAUGCCUGGCUUCCUACCAUCAUCAAAUCAAGGUUUAAAACACUAAAGAUGUAUAUAGAGACAUGUGUAUAUAUGUAUAGACAAUUCAUGCUUGCAGUUUAAAAAAGAGGUAUUGAAUCUACUGACUGGUAUAGACCUCUGCUCUCCUUGUUGGUCAAAUCACAAUUUUUACAGAUCUAGAAUUUUUCUAUGCCUAUAAAAGUUUGUCUUCUUUCAUUAAACUUGG
Molecule: messenger RNA, 3162 nt
Organism: Chionomys nivalis (European snow vole)
Lineage: Eukaryota; Metazoa; Chordata; Mammalia; Rodentia; Cricetidae
Gene: Prelid3a
Product: PRELI domain containing 3A
Exons: 6
Coding region: 185-640 (151 amino acids)
Biological process (GO): phospholipid transport
Cellular component (GO): mitochondrial intermembrane space
Molecular function (GO): phosphatidic acid transfer activity
Source: RefSeq, a predicted model, not a curated record